GGUCCUGGCUGGGAAAAAUUAAAACCAAACCUUAGACCUCUGUCAGACUGUGAAGAAAAUUAUAUUUUUGAACUAGUCUACAGUGUGGACAGGAAAUGACCCCUUCACAAACUGCUUCUUUAAAAACAAGCAGUGGUGCCUGAAGCUAUCCAGUCUCUCUCUCUCGCUCUCUGGAGCUUGUUCUCUCUCUCUCCUCCCCCUUCUCUCUCUGCCUCCUGCUAUAGAAGGGCUUCAACAGCAGUUUCCAGCCAGCGUGUUCCGUGUGUGUGUGUGUGUGUGUGUGUGCAUGUGUGUGUGUGUGCGUCCGUCUGUGUGGAUGUGUGUGUGUCUGUCUCUGCGUGCCUGCCUGCUGCUACUUUGUACUGUGAAGAACACACAGCCCAUGUGCUCUGUAUGGAUGUUGAUGAUACUCUGUGUAGCUUGAUUCUCUGCAAGCAGGCAAGAUGUCCAGCACACCACAUGACCCUUUCUAUUCUUCUCCUUUUGGCCCAUUUUAUAGGAGACACUCACCAUACAUGGUGCAACCAGAGUACCGAAUCUAUGAAAUGAACAAGAGGCUGCAGUCUCGUACAGAGGACAGUGAUAACCUCUGGUGGGAUGCCUUUGCAACUGAGUUUUUUGAAGAUGAUGCAACCUUAACCCUUUCAUUUUGUUUGGAAGAUGGACCAAAGCGAUACACCAUUGGAAGGACCCUAAUUCCUCGUUAUUUUAGUACUGUCUUUGAAGGAGGUGUAACAGACCUGUAUUACGUUCUCAAGCACUCAAAAGAGUCAUACCACAACUCAUCUAUCACAGUGGACUGUGAUCAAUGCACCAUGGUCACCCAGCAUGGAAAACCCAUGUUUACCAAGGUAUGCACAGAAGGGCGUCUUAUCUUGGAAUUUACCUUUGAUGAUCUUAUGAGAAUAAAAACAUGGCACUUUACCAUUAGACAGUACAGAGAAUUAGUCCCACGCAGCAUUCUAGCCAUGCAUGCACAAGACCCUCAGGUGCUGGAGCAGCUGUCCAAAAACAUCACCCGAAUGGGUCUGACUAACUUCACCCUCAACUACCUCAGGUUGUGUGUAAUAUUGGAGCCAAUGCAAGAACUGAUGUCAAGACAUAAAACCUACAAUCUAAGUCCUCGGGACUGCCUGAAGACCUGCUUAUUUCAAAAAUGGCAGAGAAUGGUGGCACCACCAGCAGAACCCACAAGACAACCAACAACCAAACGGAGAAAAAGGAAAAAUUCAACUAGCAGCACUUCAAACAGCAGUGCUGGAAACAAUGCAAAUAGUACCAAUAGCAAGAAAAAAACAGCAGCUGCAAACCUGAGUCUGUCAAGUCAGGUACCUGAUGUGAUGGUGGUAGGAGAACCAACGCUGAUGGGAGGUGAAUUUGGGGAUGAAGACGAAAGGCUUAUCACUAGACUAGAGAACACGCAAUAUGAUGCAGCAAAUGGUAUGGAUGAUGAAGAAGACUUCAACAAUUCACCUGCCUUGGGAAAUAACAGCCCCUGGAACAGCAAACCUUCUGCUAACCAGGAGACCAAAUCUGAAAAUCCCACACCACAAGCUUCCCAAUAGGUUAUUCUGCAGCAUUAUCCACUGUUAUAUAUGUCAGUGGAUUAUAAUUACUAUUUCACAACAUUCUUUUAAAAAAAAGUUCCAGAUACAAUAUCUAUUUCUAAACUACAGCUAUCUGAUUUUUUUAAUUAGAGAAAAAUCAUAUAUAAGCUUUCAUGUACUUUUCUUGGAAGCUUUCAUACAUGACACGAUACUGGCACUGACCUCAAUUAAAAUAAUUGAAAAUUAAAUAGCACCUCGUGGCAAAUUUCAAACAAAACUUUUUGUUGGAGAGGUCUUUUUUCCUCAUCAAACAAAGGCCAUAUUUUAACAAGUCAUCAGUGCUCAGGAUCUCGUUAACAUAACUAUGGAAAACUUUUUAAAAAUUGUAAAAUAUUUUCUGCUUUUCAACUUGCACCUAAAAUUUCUUGUUUCAGAAAAAUCAGCUUUUUAAAAGUAACUUAAAGUAACUUUAGUUCUUUCUUUAAAUCUUCUUUCAUUGUUUAACCAUUUAAAGGAUCCAGCAUUUUUAAUUUAUAUUGUAGCUGAUGCCAGUAGUCCUUCUGUCAUUAUUCAAAAGUGCUGAAACAAGAAAUGUCUUUUUUUUUCAUCAAAGACAUGAAAAAUAUUUUUAUGUGGAGAAAGAUGCCCUGUCCUAUGAGAGUUUAUGCUUUGUAAAAUUGCUGUUGAUCCAGAUAUUUUAAAGCCAUGUAAUCCAUUCAUUUUGUGGGCAGCUUAAUAAAUCUAAAACUUUUGUGUUUUUAUUAUUGUAUCUGAGUUGGCUUUGUUGUUAUUUCUUUUCAUAGUAUAUUUCUUGUAUCAUAUUUUUGUAAAGCCCUGGAGCCCUUAAACCAGUUAAUUUUUUUAUUAUUAUUCUGAUGUAUUUAUGUGAAACUUUAUAAAAGAAACUAAUUUUUUUCAUUUCCAUAUUAAUAUGUUCAUUUCAUCAUGUAAAAACACAGUGAGUCAGUGUGUUAUAUAAUACAACUGUAUUUUAUGUAUGCUUUGCCAAUAAAUGUGCCAAUAAACUGUGUUAACAAA
Pelodiscus sinensis (Chinese soft-shelled turtle) is the source of this 2585-nucleotide messenger RNA. RefSeq names its product LIM domain binding 2 (gene LDB2). NCBI's taxonomy places the organism in Eukaryota, Metazoa, Chordata, Testudines, Trionychidae. The record is from RefSeq and is a predicted model, not a curated record.